GGCACGCACUUCCUGCCGGAGCCCGGUGCCCGGCGCAGCUGUGGGCGCAGUCGGUGCCGCGGGCGCGCCUGGGCGCGGAGCAGCAGCCAUGGCGAUGCCAAACUCCCUCUUGUGGGCAGUUGAUAUAUUUGGGAGGGUGUACACUCUUGCCACAACAGGCCAGUACUGGGAACUCUGCAAAGAUGGGCAGCUGGAGUUCAAACGGGUCUCUGCGGUCAAACAGUGCUGUUGGGGAAUAGCUUGUGAUCACCAGGUCUACACCUAUGUAUUCUCAACUGAUGUUCCUAUUAGAUACCAGGAGGAAACCUAUGAAAAUCAGCGUUGGAAUCCAGUUGGUGGCUUCUGUGAGAAAUUAAUGCCCAGUGAUCGCUGGCAAUGGAGUGAUGUAAGCGGGCUAAAACAUCAGCAACUUGACAGUUUCACACUGCCCUCGCCACACUGGGAGUGGGAGUCUGACUGGUAUGUGGAUGAAAAUAUUGGAGGGGAACCAACAGAGAAAGGGGGUUGGACAUAUGCAAUAGACUUUCCAGCUACCUACACAAAGGAUAAGAAAUGGAAUUCCUGUGUCCGACGCAGAAGAUGGAUCAGAUACAGGAGAUAUAAGUCACGAGACACUUGGGCAAAGAUUAUAUCCCUUGAAGAUCCCCAUCAGCUGCCAGACCCUUUCAAUGAUAUCUCCAUUGGAGGAUGGGAAAUCACUGAUGAGCCUGCUGGCCGUUUAUCAGUCUGGGCAGUUUCUUUACAAGGAAGGGUAUGGUACAGAGAAGAUGUUUGCCACCACAAUCCAGAAGGCUCCUUGUGGUCCUUAGUAGCCACCCCCGGCGAAGUAGUACAGAUCAGCUGUGGACCAUAUGACCUCUUAUGGGCAACUCUUUGGGAAGGACAAGCUAUUGUGAGAGAGGGAAUUGACAGAAAUAACCCUCGUGGAAUUUCUUGGACAGUUGUGGAAUCCCCAGGCUCUGAAAAUGGGAUCAUGCAUGUCUCUGUGGGAGUAAAUGUGGUGUGGGCUGUUACCAAAGACAGAAAAGUGUGGUUCAGGAGAGGGGUAAACUCACACAAUCCAUGUGGCACCAGUUGGAUUGAAAUGGUUGGUGAAAUGAUGAUGGUAAACGUAGGCUUAAAUGACCAGGUCUGGGGAAUCGCCUGUGAUGAUCGAGCAAUUUAUUUCCGCCAAGGUGUCACAACGAGUGAGCUAAGUGGGAAGACAUGGAAGGCAAUUGUAUCUGGCAGAGAGUGUGACAGAUCUCAGACUGGCAGCUCAACUAGUCUGCUCAGUGCUGGCUGUUUUUUUAGUGACGAAGUUAGGGACCAAGCAAACUCAAUCAUUCAGAAUGAUGGAGACAUUUCCUCCGAUACCGAGAGCCCACACGUGCCUCCAAAUCAUGCCAAUGCUCCCCUUUCCAGAGCUGCUGUCAGCAGCCAUGAGAACAGCACAGAUGCACAGAAAGAUGUGGGUGCACAUGUGGCUGUGGAUCCUCUGGAUUCUGCUCAGGAAGAAGCUAAUUCUACUUCAGGCAGUAGUGAGAAAGCUGGUCUUGAAAAGCCUGAGUCUUCUGUGGACCAGGAUACCCAUCCAGCAGAACUGCAGUGGACAAACAUUGAUUUAAAGGAGGCCCAUAAAAACCCAGUCCUCACUGCCAGCGCCUUCAGAGAAACAUCCAGCGUAUCUUCCCUUGGCUUGUUCCCAGCUGGCAUUGAAGAGCCCUAUGGAACUGAUGAGCACCCGUUUUGGGCAUGGGUAUCCGGUGGAGGCUGCCUGGUGGAUCUGCACAGCCCGCUGAAAUGGUUCACUAUUCAGCCAGGUUUGUCGUCUUCUGUGCAGUCCCUUUCUCUGUCAAUCACUCCAGCCCAGACAGCGGCUUGGCGAAAGCAGAUUUUCCAGCAGCUAAGUGAAAGGACCAAGCGGGAACUGGAAAACUUUAGGCAUUAUGAACAGGCAGUUGAGCAAUCUGUGUGGGUUAAAACUGGGACCUUACAGUGGUGGAGAAGCUGGAAGCCUCAUAAAUGGAUGGACGUUCGAGUGGCUCUUGAGCAGUUCACUGGGAGUGAUGGAGUGCGAGAUAGCAUUCUGUUCAUCUACUACAUGCAUCAUGAGGAAAAGAAGUACAUCCAUGCGUUCCUGAAUGAAGUCACCAUUCUGGUUGAAGUUUUGAAUGACUCCAAACACUCCUUUGCCAUGUACACACCUGAGAGAACGAAGCAACGGUGGCCAAUCCGCCUAGCAGCUGCCACGGAACAAGAGAUGCAUGACUGGCUUGCUUUGCUGAGCAUGUCCUGCUGUGAAAGCAGACGGAUUCAAGGCCCUCCUUCCCAUCACGCAGUCUGGUCAGUCACAUGCAAAGGAGACAUCUUUGUUAGUGAGCCGAGCCCAGAACUGGAGGCUGCACCACACCUGAUGCCGUGUGACCAAAUGUUUUGGCGUCAGAUAGGAGGGCAUCUCCGACUAAUAGAAUGCAAUAGCCAGGGCAUAGUGUGGGGCAUAGGGUACGAUCACACAGCCUGGGUUUAUACUGGUGGCUAUGGAGGAGGCUUCUUUCAAGGACUGGCCAGUAGUGCUGAUAAUAUUUACAUGCAAUCAGAUGUCAAAUGUGUUUAUAUAUAUGAGAACCAGCGGUGGAAUCCAGUCACUGGAUAUAGUAGCCGGGGUCUGCCCACAGAUCGGUAUAUGUGGAGCAAUGCAUCUGGUUUACAAGAAUGCACAAAAGUUAACACAAAGCCUCCAUCGCCACAGUGGUCUUGGGUGUCUGACUGGUAUAUUGAUUUCAAUGUCUCUGGUGGAACUGACCGAGAAGGCUGGCAGUAUGCUGCAGACUUUCCAGCAUCCUACCAUGGCCACAAGACAAUGAAAGACUUUGUACGACGGAGACGCUGGGUAAGAAAAUGUAAAAUAGUCACCAAUGGGCCAUGGCUGGAAGUGCCUCCCAUCACCCUGUGGGACAUCUCCAUAAUCCCCAGUUUGGCUGCAGAUGAGGAAGACUCCAUAGCUGUCUGGGCAAUCAGUGACAAGGGAGACGUGCUCUGCAGGCUUGAAGUAACGGAACAAAAUUCAGCCGGAACAUCCUGGCUUCAUGUGGGAACAGAUCAACCCUUCAUUUCAGUAUCAGUUGGAGCUUUUUACCAGGUCUGGGCCAUUGCUCGAGACGGCUCGGCAUUCUACCGUGGCUCAGUGUCUCCUAAAAGACCUGCAGGUGAUUGUUGGUAUCAUAUUCCGUCACCUCAAAAGCAGAAAUUAAAACAAGUCUCAGUAGGAAGGACAUCCGUGUUUGUGUUGGAUAAAAAUGGUAAUCUCUGGUACCGUCAAGGAAUCACACCAAGCUACCCUCAAGGAUCUAGCUGGGACCAUGUGUCUAAUAAUAUUCGUAAAAUUUCUGUAGGGCCCCUGGACCAGGUCUGGGUGAUAGCUGACAAAGUUCAGGGAAGUCAUAGCCUAAGCUGCGGGACAGUCUGUCAUCGGAAAGGAGUUCAGCCACUGGAACCCAAAGGGCUCUCGUGGGACUACGGCAUUGGGGGUGGAUGGGAACACAUUACAGUCAGAGGAAAUGCAACAGAAGCUCCUAAGGUUGCUUUACAGGAUACCUCUGAAGAACAUUUGGCAAAAUCAAUAGAUCCAGAAGAUGGGGAGAAUGGAAGGAAAGGAGACCACUCUAAAGCCAGUGUUUUGGUUAUCGAAGGACAGGAACUAGACAGAAAUGCUGUUAGUUGUUAAUAUGUUCUGUCGCCUGUAUACUGGGCAUUGCUCAUUCUCAAAACAAUGUAAAGAGAAACAAACUGUAGGGCUUAUCAAACUGUAGGGCUCAUCAUGACUGCUCAGAAAAAAGUAGCUCUCUGAUAAUUUUGAUGUAUUUUUAGACCUGGAAUUUGCAAUGUGCUUUUUAAUAUUAAAUAGCUUCUACCAGUAUGGAUGAAGAAUGACCUGAGAGAACUGACAUGCAAUUUGUCAGAGCAGGUGGGCACUGCUAGGAACCAUAAGAAAAGACCCUUGACAUAGCUGCUGUAAAACCAGAUGAAUGUGACUAUCUUUGCAAACUUGCAUUGCAUAUUUAUUUUUUAUAAAAAAUAUUUAACAUCCUUCCCUACAUGCCUCAUAUAUAAAUGCAUCUUGUAUACUAUUCUCCAGUUUCUUCUUUGGAUUUUAAAAAUUGUAUCAAUGUGAUUUGAUUUACAGGAAGCUAAAGCAAUUGCACAACAGCAAAGAAUACAUGGCCCGAUUCUGCAGACAUAUUUGGAACCAGCAAAUCUUUUCUUUUGCAAAUCCUACUUAUGCCUGUUCAUGACCAGUAUCUGCUACCUUGACUUGGGGCAAAGUAAUAUUCUAUUACACAAAUACUUCCACAGAUUUCAGUAGAAUGAUAUGGUCCUGUUCAUUGUGAAUAGGGGUGGUAGGACCUGGGUCUAAAUAUCAAACCUAAGAAUGACAAAACUGCUUUUUAUUUUUUCCCUUGUCCUGAUACUCAAAGGCAUUAAAUGACAAACUCCUACUAAGGUAAGGGGGUGUUAGGCACCUAAAUAUAUUUAAGGAUCUGGGCAAUACUCCAACUGCUUACAAAUCAUGCUUUUGUAUGAGUCUUUUUUCUACAGAGAGAAUGGAAAGGUCAUACGUCUGAUUUUAACAUUAUACAGGUAGAAAUCCAAAUUAAUUCUAUGAAGCAUGUGGAGUUCUGCCCCUGUGCACUUAGACUGUGGCUCUGCUGUGAGUUUGAACUAAAUGUUCCAUCUUGAUUAUAUUUCCAGCUCUUCUUCUAGUGAAUUAAUACAUCACUGUAGUGCUAGUGUUCAAAAGAGAACGUCCACUUUCAUCCUUCUUUGGAAUCUUAGUUAAUCUUAAAUUAUUAUCUAUUUUUUUUUUAUUUUAAAACCAAUCCUGUGGGUGCCAGUCACCUCCCUGAAAGUGCUGAAGUCAGCUGCCUGCCACUGGUUUCAGAAAGACACCUAACACUUGGCAAAGUCAGAAGCUUGGAGAUUCUUGUUGAGGGACUGAUCUUGUACCUUCAACUCCAUGGGAGUUCAGUGAGAGCAAAAUCAGGGUCAGAGGGCACUUUUACACAUGCUUCAGAGGUGGAGGGCGGCACUUUAAUUAGCAUGGCUCCAAGAGUCACUGAUCCACUGAUACGUGAGACACCAUGACGCUUUAAUUAGAGCAGCUCUUAGAGCCGCUCUAAUUAAAACACUGUAGCAUCUCAUGUAUCAGUGUCCCCA
Molecule: messenger RNA, 5196 nt
Organism: Gavialis gangeticus (Gharial)
Lineage: Eukaryota; Metazoa; Chordata; Crocodylia; Gavialidae
Gene: TECPR1
Product: tectonin beta-propeller repeat containing 1
Exons: 25
Coding region: 89-3706 (1205 amino acids)
Cellular component (GO): membrane
Source: RefSeq, a predicted model, not a curated record